Messenger RNA from Impatiens glandulifera, 675 nucleotides. RefSeq names its product kirola-like. The transcript is spliced from 2 exons. Bases 57 to 509 code for a protein of 150 amino acids. The record is from RefSeq and is a predicted model, not a curated record. NCBI's taxonomy places the organism in Eukaryota, Viridiplantae, Streptophyta, Magnoliopsida, Ericales, Balsaminaceae. Gene Ontology annotation, biological process: defense response.
UUAUCCAUAGAAACAAACCGUAGAUCUCAACUUUCUCUCUCUAGCCAAUAUUAACGAUGUCGGUUCAAAAGUUGUCAUCCAAAACUGUGAUAAAGUCGGGCGGAGAUGUGUUUCAUGAAAUAUUCCACCAAAGACCUCACCACAUCUCCGACAUGUCCCCUUCUAACAUCCAGAGUGUUGAUCUUCACGAAGGCGAUUGGGGAACUGUUGGCUUCAUCAGCUCUUGGAACUACAAUCAUGAGGGAAAACAGAAGGUGGCAAAGGCGGUGGUAGAAAGCAUAGACGAAGAGAAUAAAACAGUUGCUUACAACGUUAUUGGCGGCGAUCUGAAGGAGCUGUACAAAACUUUUAUCAUACACCUCCACGUGGAAACCGAAGGAGAAAAUGACAUAGUCACGUGGACAUUUGAGUAUGAGAAGCUGAGCGAGGAUGUAGAGGAUCCCACCUCCUUCAUGGAAUUCGCUACUUCUGUUACCAAGGACAUCGAGAAGCACCAUAUCACCAAUUAGCCAUUUUAAUAAUAAUAUCUUUAUGAUUAUUAAGUUUGGAUAUUUGUACUUUAAUUAUCACACGGAGGUGAUAAAUAAUCAAUGUGUGCUGUUAUAUAUUUUAAUAUGAGUUUGUAAUAAUCAAUAAUGUCUUAUAAAUAAAUGAAUAUUUACUUGUUUUAUAUUA